UAAAAAGUAAUUGAUUUGUUAAUAUUGAUUGGAAAGUGUCCAUUGGUUGUGACAGUUUGGUGACGAUGGUCAAGUCGAGCUUGAAAAUGACCGCAACAACGGAAAACAAUGAAAUGGAACAAUUGAAAACGGAUGUGAAAGAACCAAAUCGAUCCGAGUUAACUGGUAAUUUAGAUAUUAAUAUUUAUGCGACCAAAAAGACAAUCGCCCAAGGGAUGCUCGAUGUCGCCUUGUUAACGGCAAAUGCAUCACAAUUAAAGUAUAUUUUACAAUUAGGACACCAGCACGAGUUUUAUUUUCUAAUGGUAACACUGAUAAGUACGUCUUUGAUUCUUCAGAUCACAGUUGGAUCUUUGAUUCUCGCCAGAAGUAGAUAUGAUUUAAAUAAAGUAGAAGACCACGCGAGAGCGAAUGUCCUGAAUAAUUCGAUAGUUUGGCUUGUUUUCGGAAUCACGGUGAUCAAUGUGUUCAUAGCGGCUUUUGGAAUCGAUCCUGGUUUCGACUCAAGGAAAGUCAUUCGCUUACAAGCAUCAACAUCAUCGGCGAUCACCAAUCAAACUGAUAAAUCCAAUCCUGAGCUUAUUGAGCAUUAG
This is a messenger RNA of Panonychus citri (citrus red mite), 593 nucleotides long. Its product is annotated as ninjurin-2-like. Lineage: Eukaryota; Metazoa; Arthropoda; Arachnida; Trombidiformes; Tetranychidae. Gene Ontology annotation, biological process: cell adhesion; tissue regeneration. The record is from RefSeq and is a predicted model, not a curated record. The transcript has 3 exons. Bases 66 to 593 code for a protein of 175 amino acids. Gene Ontology annotation, cellular component: membrane.